AUGGACAAUUCGUCAGCCUCAUCAUCGCCAGGCCUACCCCCCUUACGGCACGCAGACGACUCUGAUCCCGAUGAAGCUGAUAUAGAAGAGCAUAUGGGUCCACAAGGCUUUCACUUCCGCCGGAGUACUCGCACCGACCCGGACGAUAGGCAUCACGAUCCAUCUGUCGACCCAGUGUUGCAGCGGUUUCAGGACAUGAUUCAAAGCUUUAGUCAACCUCGGCGAAGUGAGGGCACGAGCCUUUUCGGCCGUCCAGACAAUGACUCCUAUUCGCCACGAUUCCGACGCACUACAAUCACAUCCGGCACGUUUGGUGGGGGAACCGCGUCAGUCACGAUAUUUUCUGGCCCAGUAUUUGGGUCUCGCGGUGCCGGCGAUGUUGGCGGUGUUGGCGAAGACGGUGAUGAGUCCACGAAUCCGAACAAUUUCGACCCUUUUCAAACCAUAUUUUCCAAUGUCAUCCGAGAUAUGGGCCCGCCAGAUGGAGCAGGCGAAGGUGGCCCUCAAUUCGGUCUUGCCAGAAGCUUGCAAGAGAUCUUAAAUCAUUUUAGCCCGGCUAAUGCCAUGAUGGGCGAUGCUGUCUAUUCCCAAGAAGCCCUCGACCGCAUCGUAACCCAGCUGAUGGAAACUACAUCACAAUCCAACGCAGCUCCGCGAGCGUCUAAUGAAGCAAUUACCAAGUUGGAUCGUAAAACUGUUGACAAGGAAUUCCUUGGUCUAGAAGGCAAGGCUGAAUGCUCGAUUUGCAUUGAUGCAAUGAAGGAGGGAGAACUAGCCACAUUUCUUCCAUGUAAACAUUGGUUUCACGACGAGUGUAUUGUGCCAUGGUUGAAACAGCACAAUACUUGUCCAGUUUGUCGGACUCCGAUGGAAAAGAACGAGCGAGGACAAGAAAACAACAGAGGAGAGAGCGCCACAGGUGCUGCUGGCGCACCUGGACCGAGCAACAUUCGUUUCCAUGUGCAGUCACCCACCCCGCCAGCAAACUUCAGCCGAAACAACUCGGAUCACUCACGAGAUAUUGGGAAUAGAUCCGAGAACGGUUCUGAUACGCCCACGGGCAGAGCGGCGGCAGACUUGGUUUCUUCGGUCAACCUUGAUCCUCAGUCCCGACCGUCGAAUCCGAGUCAAAGUAGGCUGAAUGAAGCGCUCCGCAGCGUGGCAAAUACCCAGCGAGAACGAGACAAUGAUAGGCGGAAUCGAGCGAGCACCUCUGAAAUGAGCUACGACACGUCACGAAUGCAGCGUAGAACGUCGCACUCGCCACCAAGUCCGAGAGCAUUCAAUUUGGCCGAGCAGGGCGCUCGCAUGCGACAAAGAAGCCCUUCCGAAAAUGACAGGCGAGGCAAUGGAGACCGAGAGCCUCGGCGGCAAUCUGGUGCGCUCAGCUGGCUGCGAGAGCGAUUUGCGGGGAAUGGAAGUGGAGGCAGUCAAGGGUCGUCUCGAGACGAACAGCAACCUUGA
Messenger RNA from Metarhizium acridum CQMa 102, 1464 nucleotides. RefSeq lists its product as uncharacterized. Gene Ontology annotation, molecular function: ubiquitin protein ligase activity. Gene Ontology annotation, biological process: protein ubiquitination. The record is from RefSeq and is a predicted model, not a curated record. NCBI's taxonomy places the organism in Eukaryota, Fungi, Ascomycota, Sordariomycetes, Hypocreales, Clavicipitaceae. Gene Ontology annotation, cellular component: cytoplasm.